Molecule: messenger RNA, 5071 nt
Organism: Macaca mulatta (Rhesus monkey)
Lineage: Eukaryota; Metazoa; Chordata; Mammalia; Primates; Cercopithecidae
Gene: RSL1D1
Product: ribosomal L1 domain containing 1
Molecular function (GO): RNA binding
Source: RefSeq, a predicted model, not a curated record
UCGCUCGCGCGUGCGCAGCAGAAGCCAGUCGCGGGGUUUCACACCCGCGUCUUCACGAGGUGAAAACAAGAUGGAGGACUCGGCCUCCGCGCAGCUGUCUUCUUCAGGCUCGACUGCAGCCUCCGCCUCGACUCCAGGGGCCCCGACAGCACGGAAGCAGCUGGACAAAGAGCAGGUUAGAAAGGCAGUGGAUGCGCUCUUGACACAUUGCAAGUCCAGGAAAAACAAUUACGGGUUGCUUUUGAAUGAGAGUGAAAAUUUAUUUUUAAUGGUGGUAUUAUGGAAAAUUCCAAGUAAAGAACUGAGGGUCAGAUUGACCUUGCCUCAUAGCAUUCGAUCAGAUUCAGAAGAUAUCUGUUUAUUUACAAAGGACGAACCCAAUUCAACUCCUGAAAAGACAGAACAGUUUUAUAGAAAGCUUUUAAACAAGCAUGGAAUUAAAACCAUUUCUCAGAUUAUCUCCCUUCAAACUCUAAAGAAGGAAUAUAAAUCCUAUGAAGCCAAGCUCCGCCUUCUGAGCAGUUUUGACUUCUUCCUUACUGAUGCCAGAAUUAGGCGGCUCUUACCCUCACUCAUUGGGAGACAUUUCUAUCAAAGAAAGAAAGUUCCAGUAUCUGUAAACCUUCUGUCCAAGAAUUUAUCAAGAGAGAUCAAUGACUGUGUAGGUGGAACGGUCUUAAACAUUUCUAAAAGCGGUUCUUGCAGUGCUAUACGUAUCGGUCACAUUGGAAUGCAAAUUGAGCACAUCAUUGAAAACAUUGUUGCUGUCACCAAAGGACUUUCAGAAAAAUUGCCAGAGAAGUGGGAGAGCGUGAAACUCCUGUUUGUGAAAACUGAUAAAUCGGCUGCGCUUCCCAUCUUUUCCUCGUUUGUCAGCAAUUGGGAUGAAGCCACCAAAAGAUCUAUGCUUAAUAAGCGGAAAAAAGAGGCAAGGAGAAAACGAAGAGAGAGAAAUUUUGAAAAACAAAAGGAGAGGAAAAAGAAGAGGCAGGCUAGGAAGUCUGCAUCAGUUCUUAGUAAAGAUGAUGUGGCACCUGAAAGUGGUGAUACUACAGUGAAGAAACCUGAAUCGAAGAAGGAACAGACCCCAGAGCAUGGGAAGAAAAAACGUGGCAGAGGAAAAGCCCAAGUUAAAGCAACAGAUGAAUCCGAAGAUGAAAUUCCACAGCUGGUACCAGUAGGAAAGACGACUCCAGCUAAUGAAAAUGUAGAGAUUCAAAAACAUGCCACAGGAAAGAAGUCUCCAGCAAAGAGUCCUAAUCCCAGUACACCUCGUGGGAAGAAAAGAAAGGCCUUGCCAGCAUCUGAGACCCCAAAAGCUGCAGAGACCCCAGGGAAAGGCCCAGGGAAGAAGCGAAAGAUCAAAGAAGAGGCAGUGAAGGAAAAAAAUCCUUCACUGGGGAAAAAAGAUGCGAGACAGACUCCAAAAAAGCCAGGGGCCAGGUUCUUCACCACUCUUAGUAAAUCUGUGAGAAAAGCUUCCCACACCCCCAAAAAAUGGCCCAAAAAACCCAAAGUACCCCAGUCGGCCUAAAGUCAGUGAUUCAGCCGGAAGGAAACUUCAGUGCUGCCUCCAGAGCUUCUUAGAAAUACUCAGCUCUUGACCCCCUUUAUAAGUAACCUUCUGCAAACGUCAGGCCUGGACUUCGAUUUUUUAAAACCUCCAUAAGUAGUCCAGGCGCAGUGCCUCAUGCCUGUAAUCCCAGCACUUCAGGAGGUCGAGGCGGGUGGAUCAUAAGGUCAAGAGAUUGAAACCAUCCUGGCCAACAUGGUGAAACUCCAUCUCUACUAAAAAUACAAAAAUUAAUUGGGCAUGGUGGCGAGCGCCUGUAACCCCAGCUACUAGGGAGGCUGAGGCAGGAGAAUUGCCUGAUCCUGGGAGGCAGAGAUUGCAGUGAGCCGAGAUUGAGCCACUGCACUCCAGCCUGAUGACAGAACGAGACUCCAUCUCAAAAAUAAAUAAAAAUAAUAAAACCUCCAUAAAUAAUUUUGACACAUGUUCCUGGGUAUAAUAAUAUAUUUUUAAAUUGUCCUUCUGUGUAUUUGCUAAUACAAUAGAGGAAAAAUAGAGUGCUUCUCUGUGGUGGUUCAGCACUUUGGGAAGCCAAGGUGGGAGGAUUGCUUGAGCCCAGGAGUUUAGGACUAUCCUGGGCAACUUGGUGAAACCCCAUCUCUACAAAAGAAAAAAAAAUAGUGUGGCAUGGUGGUGUGCACCUGUGCUCUCAGGCUGAGGUGGAAGGAUCAAGUGAGCACAAGAGGUCGAGGCUACAGUGAGCCACCAUCACCCCACUGUGCUCCAGCCUGGGUGACUGUGAGAUUCCGUCUCAGAAAAAAGUAUAACGUUGCUUUGCUUCUGAGUAGACACACUGUUGGCUUUCCAAAUCACGUGGGUCUGACUGGAGGUCUGGGAUGUGACCCAUCACAUACAUUUGUGGUCAUCCCCAAAGUGGCCCAGUGAGGGCCUCACUGUAUGAGAAUACAGCUACAGAAUUCAGGAGAAGCAUGAGUUUCUUGGCUCUCAUGCUGAGUUUGUUGGUCUAAGCUUAAGAGUCACUGGAUUAGCAUCCAUAUGGGAAGGGAAAUUAACAUGGAGUCAUUUAUACAGGCACUGAAUUGAAUCCUACCUACUGGAGGCAAGAACGUGAUUUAUCUUCCAUAAGCCUUCCCCUCUUCCUCGUUAUUCCUCAGUCCAUAUGGACUUGCUUAUAUAUGACAACUCCAAGGAAACUUGGGAGAGUAGACUACUGAAGUUUCCACAAUUGUCAAGUAUAUUCUGAGGCGGUAAACUUUUUAGGUACUCGGCCUUUCACUGGUUGUGAAUUGGUAUGCAUCUGUAGUAGUAAGCUACAGAUUCACUGCAGUGCAGGAAUGUGCUUGCAUGCAAAAGAGUGUAACUGCUUUCAGAGAUGAUGUGGGUGCCAGGUGCAGUGGCUCACAUCUGUAACCCUGUUGGAGUGAUCAGACCCAACACCAGGUCGUGAGGGUGACGAAGUCUGGCGGAGUCAAAGGAUUGAGAAAAAAUCUGAGAGAGAGAAAAGUGGGACCGGGGACCAUCGCCAUUGUGGAGGCUGCGAAGGCCCUGAGCACUGGGAGCCCAUGCUGUUAUUGGUAAUCCAACAAAGAAACAGGUGGUGAGAAUGUGGAGGUGGAAAGGGCGCGUUGCAUUAAGCACAUGAUUUACAGCUGUGAUGGUUUAGCAUUUGUUCUGCUACUUGAGAUAAUGGAGAGCAGGUUGUUUUAACUGAAGAUACAAUUGAUCCUGGGAGAACAAGGAGCCAGCAAGUCUAGACACGUUCCAGAGCGACAAGCCCUGGAUUCUAUCCAAGCCACGAGGGAUUUUAUGCCCUGGGCUUAGAUUAUGGCGCAUCAGGGUAGCCUUUCACCCUUUAGCACAGAGCUUGGUGUUCCAAAGGCCACAAGGGGUUUUAGACCCUGGACCCCGGACAUGUUCCAAGACUCUUACAUUGUGUCAGACAUGCAAGCCCUGCCUCAGCUUCUCCCAACACUCAGCUUUUCCCAACAUAAUCCCAGCACUUGGAAGGCUGGGUGGAUUGCUUGAGCCUAGGAGUUUGAGACCAUCCUGGGCAACAUGGCAAAACCACAUCUCUACCAAAAAUAAGCUGGGUGUAUUUGGCACAUGCCUAUGGUCCCAGCUACUUGGGAGGCUGAGGUGGGAGGACUGCUUGAAUCUGGGAGGUAGAGGCUGCAGUGGGCCAUGAUCACGAUCUUGUACUCCAGCCUGGGCAACAGAGACAAUCCCUGGCCUGCCGCCCCCUCCCCUGGCCCAGUCUCAAAAAAAAAAAAAAAUUCUGGGCAUGGUGGCUCACAUCUGUAAUCCCAACCAUGGCUGGCAGAUCACUUGAGGCCAGGAGAUCUGAGAUCAGCCUGGCUAACAUGGUGAAACCCCAUCUCUACUAAAAAUACAAAAACUAGCCAGGCGUCGUGGGAGGCCUGGGAUCCCAGCUACUUGGGAGGCUGAAGCAGGAGAAUCACUUUAACCCAGGAGGUGGAGGUUGCAGUGAGCCGAGAUCACACCACUGCAUUCCAGCCUGGGUGGCAGAGCAAAACUGAGUAAAAAGAAAACAGAUCUGUAGCUCUCCCUCAAGUUAGAGGAGUCUAGCCUGCUUUUAGUUUUUUGGAGGGGGUGGGGGGGGCGGGUGCGGGCAGUGGGGGAGAUGGUCUUACUGUUUCCCAGGCUGGAGUGCACUAGUGCCAUCACAGUUCCAGCCUCAAUCUCCUGGGCUCAAGGCCAUCCUCCCACCUCAGCCUCCCAAGUAGCUCAGACUACAGGGGCAUGCCAUCACACCUGGCCAAUUUUUACGUAUGUUGUAGAGAUGGGUUUUCCCUGUAUUCCCGAGGCUGGCCUUGAACUCCUGUCCUCAAGUCCUCCUGCCUCAGCCUCCCGAAAUGUUCAGAUUACAGGCGUGAGGCGCCAUGCCCAACCUGCUUUUGCAUUUUAGUAACACGAAUUGUAAUGUUAACUUUUUAAAUUAUGAAACCCUCUAAAAUAUAAAAUUAUUUGUAACCCCACUGUCCUUUCAGGCUUCUAUAAAUGAAUAUACAUUUAAAAUGUGGGAGUUUAGCUUAAUUGAUUUGUUUUCCAUAGAAACUAGGUUCUAUGGUUAGAUAGACUUGUUUCACUUAAAGAUCUGAUUUGUGUAGGACAAAUCCACAUACAUAAUCAUGCCAGUCUGUUCUCUGCAUGACAUAAUUUUCCAGCAAUAGCUGUGUGGGUUUUGUAAUCGUAUCCUCUAGCCAGUUCAAGAUUUUGCAACACUAUGUGAUUCUUUGCCCCGUAGUUCAGUCUUGUUGAAUAUGACACAGGUGUUUACCUUCCUGUUCUUGCAUCUAGUUUCAUUCUAAUAAUAUUCUCUGUUGAAAAAGCCGGCUUCAAUUUAUUGAGCAAGAUGCUGGUAUUAUCAUCUAACAUAAAGCUUAUCUUAUAAUAAAGUGUUGACAAAUGUAAUGAAUACUGUACUAAAAGUAAAAAACAAUGGUUGUGUGUGUAUGGUUUCUACUGAUUAUGUAUCACUCUUAUACCAUCAUAAAGUUGAAAAAUCAUAAAGUUGAA